Parnassius apollo (apollo) is the source of this 1710-nucleotide messenger RNA. The record is from the annotation of a GenBank genome assembly. Lineage: Eukaryota; Metazoa; Arthropoda; Insecta; Lepidoptera; Papilionidae.
AUGGCUGAGCCAUCGGUUGCGGAUAGUUACUUAGCAGCAGCCCGAUCAGAUCACGAAGAGUCUCCUCAACAAUAUUUACCGGACUUACCUGAAUCAUCUGUACGAGACUCCAAAGCAUUUACUAACACCAAUUCUCACCAAUAUCAUGGACCAAACACUAGGGGAAUUUCUCAAGAAUAUGGACCUCCUAGCUUCCGUGGCGGAUUAUCUCAGGAACAUGGAUAUCCCAACUUGCGCAGUGGUACAGAAUCUGGGAGUAAAUUAUCACAGGAUUAUGCACCGUCAGUCCGUCUCUCACAAGAGUACGACUCUCUUAGCUCUUUGGGACAGAGCUUUUCGGCAGUUAAGUCAAAAACAGGAACAUCGCAACGGUACGGUGCUGUAAGAACGUCUCCUUCGGACGUAUACAGUGCUCCAUCACUCAGAUCGUCUCCAACCACACAAUACGGUGCCCCUGAAUUCCAACCAACGAAUACUGAAGAAUACAAUGCCGCAUUCCAAAGAAACAGUGGCUUUUCGAAUACUAGAAGCUCUUCGACCGUUCAAAAAUACGGUGUGCCCAAAUCUCGUAGUAGCCAGUUGCGUUCUGGCUCCGUAUCACAGGAAUAUUCACUUUCUUCAAGAUCUAAUGCACAGCAGGCGCAUAAGACAUUAGAAGAUUUCUCAUUUGGCGCUCAAAGUCUCGCCAAAUCAUCAAGAAACAGUCCUUCCCAAAUUUAUGGAACACCAGCUAACACUCUGGCGACUCAGUAUAGUGCACCUGAAGCUAGAAAUGCUGGUGCAUAUUAUGGUGAAUCAGGUGUGUUGUCGACAACGUACAACAGACCUAAUGGAAGGAGUACCUCUCAGGAAUAUGGUGUGCCAGAAACAGGAACAGCUUUGAAAUCAAGCACCCUUGCUUCAUCUUAUCCAUCAGCUAGAUCACCAUUUCGGGAAUACGGUGCACCAUCAUCUCGUACCGCCAUGCCCUCGCCGCAGUACGGGGCUUCAAGAAACCUCGACGGAUACUCAGACCAGAGCUACGAGAGCUAUGCAAGAAAUUCUUUAGAAUUGCUUAAUCAGGAACCAGCGAACUACGAGUUCUCCUACAAAGUGAGCGACUACGAGAGCGGAAGUGACUUUGGCCACGCGGAAAACCGGCAGGACGAUAAAGCAGAAGGGGCGUACUUUGUCGUACUUCCUGAUGGAACCAAACAGGUGGUAGAGUACGAGGCUGAUGAAAAUGGAUUCAAGCCAAGGAUCUCGGUUAUACCAGCCGACACUGCGUCUAGCCGCGCAGGCAGAUCCGUGGCUACACACAUUGUGGCCUGUAACAAUUUUUCACGACGACUUACGGAAAAGAAUUUGAAAAUGUUUGCCGUUAUUAUACUAGUGUUCACCGCCAUAGUACUCAACGGAGAAACAAUGGCCGAACGUGGCACGCCUGAAAGUUAUGAUUUUCAAUAUCCAGAACUGGAUGACGAUACUUUUCAAAAAGAAGAAAAAUUAAAAAGAAAAUAUGACGGCGGGAUUUGGGACAAAAAUGCAGACCCUGAUCCCUGUAACGAUGAUACGAGAAGAAUCCUCAAUAAGAAGGCGCUUUCGACACUCGGAACAAAUCUGCAAAUUUGCAAAGAAACCAAUCGGGGAGUACUGGCGAAGUUAUGUAACCAUUGGAGACACAGUUUACACGAUAAAUAUCUUUCCAAGGUGAUUCCUAAUUACCAAUGA